Corticium candelabrum is the source of this 1288-nucleotide messenger RNA. RefSeq lists its product as uncharacterized. The transcript has 11 exons. The record is from RefSeq and is a predicted model, not a curated record. Bases 98 to 1075 code for a protein of 325 amino acids. NCBI's taxonomy places the organism in Eukaryota, Metazoa, Porifera, Homoscleromorpha, Homosclerophorida, Plakinidae.
GUGACCCACUAUCUGAUCUGUUGUGUACAUUGCUGUGCUGCUUUGCCAACCUACCAACGUUUACACACAGAGAGAAGAGAAGACUAUCCAAGCAAACAUGGUGAGCGCGACGGUUGGGACGGCUGUGGUUGGAGUUAUUGCUGCUAUAUUUGUUGUGGCUGCAGUGCUGCUUGCACUGGCUUUGUGCAAACUCCGUGGAAAAUGUGGCUUUCGACAAUGGAAAUUUUCAGGAAGACCGCAACGAAGGCUCACAAAGGGGAGAGAAGGCUUUCAUGCAUUUGCUGUUCUACCUUCUGUCUCUACUGGUCCAGGUGCUCUUAGAGGUCCAUAUUCUGUUGCUUAUGAAGAGAUUUCAAUGAGAGAUUCUUGGGUUCAGAGUGGUAUCUAUGAAGAUAUUGAAGUUGGAAGACAGCCCACAAAAACGAAAGAGAAAGAUCAAUCAAACGUAUCUCUUAUAUCUGUCAACAGAUUUGACGACGAUGCUUACAACGUAGCUGCCUCUGCAAAUGUCUCCAAUCAACACCCGCCUUAUGCAUACACCAACCCACUGUUUCAGGCUGAUAACCAUGACAGUAAACAACCAGAGAAUAUGAGACGGACACUAGAGGCUACAAAUCAAGGCUACCUACAACCAAUUGAAGUUGUAGUUCACAGAGGCAAUGAGACAAAAACUCAAGCAGAGAUGCAGGAUGUUGAGUCAACUACAGCCACUGAUACAGCUGGAGCAGCAAGUAGUGUGGCAGUUGGCUCAGAGAUACAAGCAACUGAACCCCAGCACGACAAGAACACCUCAACAGCAGCAAACGAGGGAGUCGUUUACGCACACGUCAACAAAGACAAGAAAAGACCGAAAUCAGACACACAGACAACAGAGCCAAUUUAUGCUCGAGUCGACAAGACUUUGAAGAGAAAAUGUCGAGGUGAGAAGGUACAAUCGCUUCCGACUCCACAAGAAAUUAAUGAAGACGAUGCCAUUCAGAAUUCAAAUCUUGUUGCUGUACAAAACCUACUAGAAAGCAACUCAGAGUUCGAAGAGCCAGGCUACGCCAAACUCAACACGCUAACAAGCCAAUAGCAAAACUCCAAGACAAAUAUGCAAAAUAUUAAUUAAUUAAUCAGCAAGUGUUUCAUUGUCUGAUUGUUAUACCGACAGACAUGUGAACGAAUAUUUUCAGUUGCACAUAGAAACAGUCGAGUGUUCACCAUUUUCACUGACAAUAUAAUACUGACUGUCAGUUGUUUUAUAAUCAUCACUAAUAUAUUACAAUAUAGUUUACUGGUCACGUGA